UUUUAGGAGGAGCUAUUGGAGAUUUACAAGAGCACGAAAAAUCAAAAUUCGAAAAGCCUUUAAAUAAGCGCAGUUUCAAAUCUUCAGCUCCUCAUUUCUUUCUCGUGAAGAUGUCAAUUGCAGUCUCGCAGCAGAUCUCUCUUUUCCAAUCCCAAAUCGAAAGCCGGAGAUUCAAUGAAGGAACUAUUCGAGUUCUCGAAUCCUUUUUAGCUUCAAACGACUUCAAAUACUUGGACGGAGUGGUGCGCGCUUUGAAACAGUUCGUGAGAAACGAAUCUCUCUGCAUUAUUCAGGAAAUCGCUGGAAAAUCUACGGAGCAUAAGCUUCUGAUCGUCGAUUUUCUAGUACGCGUUUUUGCUCUCAUUGGAGAUACUGAGAGUUGCUUGGCCUUGAGAUAUGAGGCAUUGCUUAUGAGAGAGCAAAAAGCCACCAAUGAUCAGAGACUUCUUGUUUCAUAUAGUGAGUGGCUCACUUUUGCUGAGCAUUCACUGGAGAAUGGAUUUUGUUCCAUCGCAAAGAAGGCAUGUGAAAAGGCACUUUUAUGCUUUGAGAUGAACAUCGUUGUUGACCCUGGAAAAGAUGACUUUGUAAUUGAAAAAAUUAAGAAACUUAGAGAUGUUGCUGUAAUAUCGGCUUCUUCAAGAUCAGUUCAGGCGCAGGCAGCAGAGUACUUCAAGAAGAAAACAACUCUGCAGACCUCACAAGGAUCCUACAUUUCUGUGGAAGCCAAAAGCUCAGGAAGCACUCUAUUUAGAAAUGGAAUCAAAAGACGACACAGGCGCCAAUUGGAUGAACAUCGACAUUUGGAACAGAACCAAGAAGCGUCUUGAGACGUGCCAAAUAUUUUGGAAUGAUUUUUCGUAGAAGUAUUACAAUAUUAGAGGUCACCAAUUUGACAAAAAGAUCAACUGCCCUUAGCGCAGGAAUGAUUUUUCUUAUAAGUAUUACAAUAUUAGAGGUCACCAAUUUGACAAAGAGAUCAACUGCCCUUCCAUAUGGUUAGUACAAUCUCUCCCACAGAUGAUUACUUUGAUUGUAGCACGAUUCAAUUGCUACAAUAGAUUUGAAUCUUAUAAGAAAUUUGGUCGUAUACGUAUGCCUGCGAAAAGAGCCAACUUUUGUGCUGUGGCAAGAACCUCUUGAUUCAUCUACUCGCUCUCCUGUUCAAC
Messenger RNA from Nicotiana tabacum (common tobacco), 1169 nucleotides. Its product is annotated as protein DOUBLE-STRAND BREAK FORMATION-like. The record is from RefSeq and is a predicted model, not a curated record. NCBI's taxonomy places the organism in Eukaryota, Viridiplantae, Streptophyta, Magnoliopsida, Solanales, Solanaceae. Gene Ontology annotation, biological process: meiotic DNA double-strand break formation.